Symbiodinium natans is the source of this 7125-nucleotide messenger RNA. The record is from the annotation of a GenBank genome assembly. Lineage: Eukaryota; Dinophyceae; Suessiales; Symbiodiniaceae.
AUGAACUAUCUGCGAAGUGCCACAGCCGACAAUCCACAGAUGCUGAUGAAACUGGCUUCGUUUUAUGAUUCAGUGCACAGUCCCGCGAGGGCUCUCAGUGCUUUGGGCUUGCAGAACCAUCCGUCCACAGCCCAUAUUGCCCAUUAUCGAGAUCCAAUGCACAUGAAAAUAGUCUACCAUGCCGAUCCACGAACCAUGUACCAGAGAGAGCAGUCCUGGCCAGAUGUUGCACCCCCACGACCUCCCGACAAUCCCUUGCUACCUUUGCCGCGGCCGGAUAUGUCGGACGGCUCCGGUUCAGGGCAGCCAGCGGUGCUUGGUCCUCCAGGAUCGGGUCUGGGUGGGGCAGGUGGGGCCUCCGAUGGGGCCGGCGGUGGAGGUGGAGGUGCUGCCAGUGCUGCUCCGUCUGCGGAAGCACCGGCACCAGCAGCAUCUGCAGAUCCCGGGUCUCAAGCUUCAUGCAGUUCUUCACAGGCUGGACAGCUUGCGUGUGGCUCCGCUGCGGAGGCAGCGCUGCUACUGCAUCUUGAGCAUGGCAGCCAACUUAGUCACAGUGCUGCCUCGGAUGAGAUCUUGAAGAAAUACGCCUUGCUCAGCAUAGCACCUCUCUUGGAAGAUGCGCACGGGGGGUCUGCUUGUGAUGCUGUGUUCUCCAUGCCGUUUUCAGAAGCCGCUCUGAGCAGUUUGCGUUGGACUGCGCAAAGUCAUUUGCCAGAAGAUCCGGAGCCUGUCUUGGACUGGAAUUCCUUCACUCUUGCAGGACAUGUGUUUUUGCAGGUCGUGCGAAAGGCCGUUGGAGAUGUUCGCGUGCCCAGAAGCACCGGCAUGCAGAAGUCUGAUUGGGCCGUUUCCUUUCUGAGGGUGAACUCUUUCAAGAAGACAAGUCAUGAUCAGUACCGUGUGUUUGUGGAUUCCAGCCCUGUCAGCCUGCAAUCGAUGGAUGCAGAUGCCGCUGAUGCCGCUGCAACUCCAGUUGUUCUCAGCUUGGAGGCUCUACCUUUGGACAGCUUGUUGCGAAUGCGUAGAUGGGACCACACCAGUGAUUUGUUCUACCACAUGAGGUUGCCAGAUGAUGAUGGCACUGCCCUCAGCAACCUUGAAGACCAAGAGGCGAUUCGAACGUCUUUGCUGCACGAUCUGCUUGCAGCUGGUCCGUAUGUUGUUGCAAGUAACGAUCCUUUGCACAGUGGCAAAUCAGAUCUUUUGCAGAAGCUGGAAAGCCUGGGCCUUGCAACUCGAGACGUGGAAGGUGGCUGGGUUUUGACGCAGCAGGGCCAUCGGCAUGUUCAGGUGUCGACUGCUUUGCAGAGCAACGACAGGGUUUUCAAAGCUCGAGAUGUGCCCUUUGAGGAAAUGGAAAUCAUAGAGCUGCUUCUUUCGCUCCGAGAGAAGGGCUGGGAGCAUCAGAGCGUUGAAUCUAGGAAGUCUUUGGCAGAUGGAGCCAGUUAUACGCAUGGAAGCUCUCCGAAGAUAUGGUAUUAUCUUGCUAGUCAGGUGACCCUGUGCCGAGAGUAUCUCAUCUGCUUGCUCACUGCAGAUCAGCUUGACCAGCCUGUGCCACACUUGCAGACCACAGCCGUCUAUGCAAAGCUUUUGGGGAAGCCUGAGCGCAAGCAGCCUCAGCGGCGACAGGCUGCCAUCAUGUUCAUGGAGGACGAGGAUGUCUGGGUGAGCGAGGCUGCUCUGGUUCCCCGGCCUGAACCCAGGAAACGGGUUAAGCGUAGCCAUGCAAAAAAGGGCCUUCAAUUGGAAGACGCUGCCGACUUCGAAUGCCAAGAUGAGGCCGAGGCGGAAGUGCACGAGGCCGAGGCGGCCGUGGGUGACGAGGCCGAGGCACUGGAGCAACUCGACGCUGAGCUUGAUGCUAGAGAGAAAGAUGCUGUCGCUGAGUGUGGGGACGACAUCCAGGAUGAGGCGGGCUGCGGGCAAAGCCAAGCCAAGGGCAAAGGGUGCUACAAGACGGUCCGAUGCCGGGACGGGGGCACUUCUGCCUCGCCUUUACGAUUUGCGACUGCCCUUUGUUGCGAGUCGAAGGAAGAAGUGAUCAAUCAGAUGUUUCCGAUGAAGCUAGCCAUCAAUUUUGACAUGCGUUUCUUGAUGGUCUUUUGUUGCUGGCUGGCAACGCACGGCCAGAAACAGUCAUGGGGCAAUUCCCUCUCGGGCCGGUAUUCUACGGAUUGGAAUGGCUGCUCUUUGCAAUGCAUGAGUGACGCUGAAGCAGCCUUGUUCCGACAGGAUCCCUGGGCACAUGACCUGAAGCAUGAUCAAAUUGUGGGUGUCGCGUUAUUGGAUGUUGGUUUUCGCUACCACGCUUUAGCAGUCCUGGACCAGGGUCAGCGGGAUCAGUAUAAUUUCUGGCAAGCAGUGUUCGGCACAGAUUGUUUGCACGCGGGAGGGCUUUACUACUUCAAGGUGGAGCAGGUCCUGCCUUUCGCAAAGCCCACGGAACUGCCAGUCACAGACCGUCGCAAGCUGAAGUCGUUCUUCUCAAAGUUGGAUCUUUUUUCUCCUGAAGAUCUUGUAAAGCAACUGUCGCAAGAUUUUGGGGUUCCUCUGCCGGAAUGGGUUGAUUCUGAUUGUCACUUGGUUGUGCGUCUUCCCGGAGCUCAUAGUUUUUUUCUUGCGAGAAAACAUUGGUCCUAUUUUGCCUUGCCAGAUCCUUCCCCGGAGCACUUGUUUUCAGUGGGUGUUCGUCACAGAUCCAGAGUCAUUGGCUGGUCUCAUCUUCCCGACUUGGCCAAUCAGUUUGUUGUGCCACGGCAGGUGCAGAAUUUCGCAGAACCACGAUUGUCUGCAAGUAUGGCUGAAGAAAUUGCUGACACGAUUAGGCAGAUGGCUUUGCGACUCAACCCGAACUCUGAGCAGGAUGCUUCUUUGCUAGAUUCAUGCUAUCGGGCCGCGUACAUGAUGCAGCGUAUGCGCGAUGAGCUUGAUGUCAAUCAUUUGAACAGCAGGGUGCUGCAGUCGCAAGGCCGGGUUUGCACACCGCGACUACCUUUUCAAGCUACGUACAUUAUACAAUGUAUGUUGAUGGGCAGUCACUUGAGAGAUGUUGCAGACUUGAAGCAGGUCCUGCUCAAGGCAGUGGAAAUUGCGCUUCCCAAGGUGUUUGCAGAAGCUGUGUUGGCAACUGUUAAUGGUGAUGCUCAUGGUUUGGGCCUGCGGGUGCCUAGUGCCACCAAGGUAUCCCGAGCAAGGCUCAGUGUCGAUGUUGCAUUGAUGCUGCACCGGCGUUCUGUGAAUGCAAGGGCUGAUGAAGAAGGCGGUGUUGUGAGAUAUGUCAUGGUGGAUUCGUCAGUUCAGGGUCAUUACGACUUUGAGCUCAUCAGAGUUUCAUCCAUGUUGAGAUCGAAUUGCAAAGAUAUGUUUCUCCAUGCCUUGGAGUCACAGAACCUAUGGAGCAGUUAUCUCGAUGCUCCGGACGAUGACGUUUUGGCACGGACAGCUUUGAGAGAGGUCGAGCUGCAGGCAGAGAUGGACUGUUGCAUGGACACACAUUUGCUCCCCGCGGUUGUGCUGGGAAGUGGACAUGCGAAGUUGUACCAUAAGUUUCAUGCUGCUGCUCAUUGCUUUUUCUUGGAGACAGGAAGUGCCUUGGGCCUCGCGAAAUUUGCAGACUCCAUCUUUUCAUUUACCACGGAUCAAGGUGCCGAGAUUGGACUGCACAAGGUGCCUCCUGUACUGGUCAGGAACAUUCUGCCUUGGGUGACGUAUCAGGCCGAGGGUGGGGAUGAGCAUGACUUGGCACCGCCCCUCGCAAACCAGGCAGAUCUUGAAGCUACGAUCGAUUUCAGGAACUCCGUGGGUGUUGCAGGGCUUAUGCACAUCAUACACAAUUCCACUGUUGACUUGGGCAGAUCCAUGUUGACGUUCGAUGCCACUGUGAAGCAGCUGAUAGGCCGGCACCUUCAAGCUGAAAUCAAGUCCUUCCAAGCCAAACUCAAUCCAAGUCGGUGGGGCAGCCUUGCACACUGUGUUGUCGAGCUGUUGCAGAUUGAAGCUAGUCUUCGGUAUGGUUGGAACUUGAACAGAUAUGGGAACCAGCGGGCCAACCAAAACGACGAGGGUGGGUAUGGUGUGGAUCUUGCUAUCGUGGAUUCUGCACUAACGUCUCCAGAGUUCUGGGCCACUUUGAGGAUGUUGCGUUACCUAGCCCAGGUAAUCAAGUCGUGUUUGCAUUGGGCAGAAACUUGUCCAUGCCAUGGCAAACUUCCCCACAAAGACUUUCCUGCAAAGGUAAAGGAUGUCUGGGCCCACUGUCCUUUGAGAGGUUGCAGGGCCCCGGAGCUGGCAGCCCUGGAGUUUCACAACCUUGUGCGGGAAUUGAACAACACCAGUGCUGCAGAGCUUUUGAGCAAUCUCCCCAGAGACAUCAGCCCAGCAUCUCGUGCAACCAUCCUGCAGGAGUUUGAGCGUGGACGUGCGCACCUUGUGUUUGUCCUCAACCUGAGGCUGGAUCAUUGGAGGCACCCGCCCUACUGUGUCUUCGGGUGUGCCCAUUUGUUACCGGCGGUCUCCAAACGAUUUCUCAGGAGGUGCCUUGACAUGCCACGAAGUUCCCAACUGCUGGCCGAGUUACAGCAGUCACCAGUGAGGGAGCAAGCAGAGCAGUACUUGGAGGGUGCUGACAUUGAAGGCUUGCCGGACCUUUUGCAUUUCUUGGGCAAGCUGCGAUAUUGCCCGACCGCAGAGCGAGCAGUGGAAGGCGACCAUGCGCAGAUACACAAAAAGAUCGCCCUGGCCCGGAAUCACACUCCAGCCUAUGUAAGCUUGGGUCGGAGAAUGAACUAUCUGCGAAGUGCCACAGCCGACAAUCCACAGAUGCUGAUGAAACUGGCUUCGUUUUAUGAUUCAGUGCACAGUCCCGCGAGGGCUCUCAGUGCUUUGGGCUUGCAGAACCAUCCGUCCACAGCCCAUAUUGCCCAUUAUCGAGAUCCAAUGCACAUGAAAAUAGUCUACCAUGCCGAUCCACGAACCAUGUACCAGAGAGAGCAGUCCUGGCCAGAUGUUGCACCCCCACGACCUCCCGACAAUCCCUUGCUACCUUUGCCGCGGCCGGAUAUGUCGGACGGCUCCGGUUCAGGGCAGCCAGCGGUGCUUGGUCCUCCAGGAUCGGGUCUGGGUGGGGCAGGUGGGGCCUCCGAUGGGGCCGGCGGUGGAGGUGGAGGUGCUGCCAGUGCUGCUCCGUCUGCGGAAGCACCGGCUGGACAGCUUGCGUGUGGCUCCGCUGCGGAGGCAGCGCUGCUACUGCAUCUUGAGCAUGGCAGCCAACUUAGUCACAGUGCUGCCUCGGAUGAGAUCUUGAAGAAAUACGCCUUGCUCAGCAUAGCACCUCUCUUGGAAGAUGCGCACGGGGGGUCUGCUUGUGAUGCUGUGUUCUCCAUGCCGUUUUCAGAAGCCGCUCUGAGCAGUUUGCGUUGGACUGCGCAAAGUCAUUUGCCAGAAGAUCCGGAGCCUGUCUUGGACUGGAAUUCCUUCACUCUUGCAGGACAUGUGUUUUUGCAGGUCGUGCGAAAGGCCGUUGGAGAUGUUCGCGUGCCCAGAAGCACCGGCAUGCAGAAGUCUGAUUGGGCCGUUUCCUUUCUGAGGGUGAACUCUUUCAAGAAGACAAGUCAUGAUCAGUACCGUGUGUUUGUGGAUUCCAGCCCUGUCAGCCUGCAAUCGAUGGAUGCAGAUGCCGCUGAUGCCGCUGCAACUCCAGUUGUUCUCAGCUUGGAGGCUCUACCUUUGGACAGCUUGUUGCGAAUGCGUAGAUGGGACCACACCAGUGAUUUGUUCUACCACAUGAGGUUGCCAGAUGAUGAUGGCACUGCCCUCAGCAACCUUGAAGACCAAGAGGCGAUUCGAACGUCUUUGCUGCACGAUCUGCUUGCAGCUGGUCCGUAUGUUGUUGCAAGUAACGAUCCUUUGCACAGUGGCAAAUCAGAUCUUUUGCAGAAGCUGGAAAGCCUGGGCCUUGCAACUCGAGACGUGGAAGGUGGCUGGGUUUUGACGCAGCAGGGCCAUCGGCAUGUUCAGGUGUCGACUGCUUUGCAGAGCAACGACAGGGUUUUCAAAGCUCGAGAUGUGCCCUUUGAGGAAAUGGAAAUCAUAGAGCUGCUUCUUUCGCUCCGAGAGAAGGGCUGGGAGCAUCAGAGCGUUGAAUCUAGGAAGUCUUUGGCAGAUGGAGCCAGUUAUACGCAUGGAAGCUCUCCGAAGAUAUGGUAUUAUCUUGCUAGUCAGGUGACCCUGUGCCGAGAGUAUCUCAUCUGCUUGCUCACUGCAGAUCAGCUUGACCAGCCUGUGCCACACUUGCAGACCACAGCCGUCUAUGCAAAGCUUUUGGGGAAGCCUGAGCGCAAGCAGCCUCAGCGGCGACAGGCUGCCAUCAUGUUCAUGGAGGACGAGGAUGUCUGGGUGAGCGAGGCUGCUCUGGUUCCCCGGCCUGAACCCAGGAAACGGGUUAAGCGUAGCCAUGCAAAAAAGGGCCUUCAAUUGGAAGACGCUGCCGACUUCGAAUGCCAAGAUGAGGCCGAGGCGGAAGUGCACGAGGCCGAGGCGGCCGUGGGUGACGAGGCCGAGGCACUGGAGCAACUCGACGCUGAGCUUGAUGCUAGAGAGAAAGAUGCUGUCGCUGAGUGUGGGGACGACAUCCAGGAUGAGGCCGGGGCAGCUGGCAAAGCGGCCUCGAGCUCGUCUUCCUCUUCUUCUUCAUCUUCUAGCAGCGAGGCCGAACCUUCGUCAUCGUCCUCAAGCUCGGGCUCUGAUAGUGGUUCUGAGCCAGCAGCAAGGCGGGCUGCGGGCAAAGCCAAGCCAAGGGCAAAGGGUGCUACAAGACGGUCCGAUGUUGCUGUCAUGUAUGGCCAGUGCAGAAUUACUCCGACAAAGACCGGAUUUCAGAUGACGUGCAAGCAUCCCAAGCAUGAAGGAGAAACUGCCAGCUGCACAAAAACUCGCAGCUCCAACAUCGAUGGGCCGGAUGUCACUUUGCGAAUGCUGAAAUACUGGGCACAGUUAGGCAGAAAGUCGCCUAGCAAGGCAGACCACCAGGGCAAGGUGUGGAAGGUGGUGCUGAAAGCUUUGAAAGAUGGCACUUUGCCAUCCAUGGAGCAACUCGACUCCAAGCCAGUGAAUUCUUUCCGUUGA